Paramacrobiotus metropolitanus is the source of this 1141-nucleotide messenger RNA. RefSeq names its product insoluble matrix shell protein 4-like. The transcript has 3 exons. Lineage: Eukaryota; Metazoa; Tardigrada; Eutardigrada; Parachela; Macrobiotidae. The record is from RefSeq and is a predicted model, not a curated record. The coding region runs from base 99 to 923 and encodes 274 amino acids.
CCCGGUUUGCCAGUCACAUAGUUUUCAGUCGUUAUCUAGUUGCGCAGUGGGGAUACCGGCCGGACUAGACGAUUUGUCUAUUUCACAAAUACAAAAAUAUGGAAUUUUUGCGGUUUUUAUUAUUAACAACCGUCCUGGUUGCACCUACGCUGGCCGGUGGAUGGCAUGGAAAUUUUCAGAAUGGCCAAGGUCAGCAGCAGAAUAAACCCGACUGCGUGGAGAACACUGUACCCAACCAGCCGGCACCCAACAAUUUCAACAACCAGCGGUCUAACCAACCGCCCCCGAACAACGGCCAAUACGCCCAGCAGCUAUCCAACUCUUAUCCCAGCCAAAACUUUAAUCCGAACCAAAAACAGUUCCGGCAGUUCGAGGGUCAACAACUGAACGCCGUGCCGCAGAACUUCCAACAAAAACAGAAUUUCCGUCCUAACAACCAGCAGAACUUCCACCAAAACGGUAACGGUAAUGGCAACGGAAAUGGUAAUGGCCACCAACAGCCCCAGUUCCGGCCCAAUCAGAAUCAAGGCCCACAAGCCCCACCCCUCUCCCCUUGCGAACAGUGGAAACUGCAGCAGAACCGCAACCAAGUCGGUCUGCAGGGCAGCGGGAAACCCUUCACGGAAUUCUUCGAGAAUCGUCCGCAAAACGGCAACGGACAAGGUUACGGGCGCGGAUUCAACGGCAAUGGAAGCGGUAACGGGAAUGGUAACGGUUAUCGCAAUGGUAACGGGCAGAAUUAUAUGAAUAAUCAACAAGGUUACAACCAACCACAACAGUUUAACGGAAACGGAAACGGGAAUGGCUAUGCGAAUGGCAAUGGAAACGGUUACGCCAAUGGUAACGGAAACGGUCAACGACCGAAUAACCAAGGGAAUUUUGGUCAACCUCCUAUGCAAAACAACCCAUGUCCUUCCGGAUAAAAAAAUCGAUACUUCUGAUUCUAAGCUCUUUACAAAAAUUUAAUAGAUUUUACUCUUUCAAGCUGUUGUUAAUUUUGCUCCUUUACGUGUUAGUUAGCCUGUUUAACGAUACCUGCGGCCGCGGGUCGGUCGUUUUAGUAUAAUUGUGCUCCGAAAAAUUUACUCAAAAUUAUUUAUACGUAUGGAUUUAUUUAAUGAAGACUUUCUGACAAAACCAA